This is a messenger RNA of Hypoxylon trugodes, 681 nucleotides long. RefSeq lists its product as uncharacterized. The transcript is spliced from 3 exons. NCBI's taxonomy places the organism in Eukaryota, Fungi, Ascomycota, Sordariomycetes, Xylariales, Hypoxylaceae. The record is from RefSeq and is a predicted model, not a curated record. Bases 1 to 681 code for a protein of 226 amino acids.
AUGAAGUUUACGUUCUACCCUAACGCCCUAGAUGCAGGCGUUGAUAAUAGAAUUAUCAACGACAUCGUCAUCAAGUGGCAGCCGAAGGCAUUCACGGAGAAGCUAGAUGAAGCAGGACGGGACAUCAAGCAGCCGCGAGAGCUACUUAAGGCUUUGACAGAGCAUCUCAUUUAUCUGAGUGUCAUUCGCGUCAAAGGCGCGACUGCCAAAAUUCUUGCGGCGCCACACAAUUUUACCAAAGAUUCAAUUACAGGCGAAAUACGCAAAGAACCGGCAUUCCACGUAACUGCCGAAGUGUGGGGUGGACAAAUCUCUCGCCAUGGCGUCCAUGUCUACAUGAAGGGAAAAUCCUGGGAAAGUCAAGCCAUGCUGGGUGAAACAUACAUCCGGAAGGGUACAGCUAAUCCUGCUGCCGAAUUCUCAAUCGGUUGGGUUCCGCCGCGCCCCUCUCAACCCCCCAUGGCGGCAUCUGUUACUCAGAAGAGCCCAAAGAAGACUACUCCUCCGAAAAAGCCAAACACACAAAAUACACCUCCUACCCCUAAAGCACCUACAAUGCCGACGCCACCUACUUCCCCUGAGUCAUCGUGGACUUUAGUAGAACCGCGUGGGGGAAGACGAACCUCCAGGGCUGGUGGACAGAACCAGAACUGGCGACAGAAUUCGUCACGACGCCAGUGA